This is a messenger RNA of Larimichthys crocea (large yellow croaker), 1101 nucleotides long. It is a transcript of the gene rbis, whose product is annotated as ribosomal biogenesis factor. Gene Ontology annotation, cellular component: nucleolus. The transcript has 4 exons. Gene Ontology annotation, biological process: ribosome biogenesis. Lineage: Eukaryota; Metazoa; Chordata; Actinopteri; Sciaenidae. Bases 134 to 430 code for a protein of 98 amino acids. The record is from RefSeq and is a predicted model, not a curated record.
GAGAAGAAGAGUUUGAUGUAACGUGACUAACACGGCGGAGAGAGCUGGUCGCACCGGAAGUACGUAGCUCAGGCACGUUCAGAGCAGCACGAGGAACAACAACAACCCACGGCUCCGCGCGAGGUCAGGUAACAUGGGGAAGAAUAAGCAGAAGGGGAAAAAACACAAGAACGUCUUUCAGGUUGCAAACAAACACCUGAAGCCGAAGAACAAAGCCAAACCCGUCAAGACGACGCUCAAACAUAUCAACGCUGUGAAAAAUGAGAAGGUGGAGAACCUCAACCAGAUCUUCACAGAGGUCCAGCGGGACGUUAAGAGUGUUUCAAAGUCUGUCGCUCCUCCGCCGAAGAAACAAACACAGGUUGUCAGGGAGCCACCGAAGGAAUCUGUCAACAUGGACAAUGCUGCUCAGCUCUUCUCUCAACUAUAAUAAACCAUGAAAGCGGGACUGUCAUAAAGUUUAAGGAAUAUUCUUUAUAAUCAAUGCAAAGAAAUUACAAUUUACAGACUUGUCGGUUGUGAUAUUGUUUUAUUUUUAUUGAGAACAUUUUGUAGAAAUGCUUUCUCUUAGAGCUGCAACUAACUUAUUUUCUUGAUUAACUGAUGUCGUUUUGUUUCUUUUUUUUUAAACCAACAGUACAAAAAUAUUCUCUAAGUAUCAUAUAAACAAAGAACACUCGCAAAACUUCAAUUUGAGCAAAUGUAAACAGAGAGUAUUUGAAAAUGACCGUAAACGAUGAAACCGAGCGACUGUUUUAAGCUCUGCUUGUUGAAAUGUUGCCUCGUCCUUCACCGUCUUCAAUCCGUACGCAAUUAAAGGCAAUUUCUACAGAACAUCAUCAAAAGAAUCAUGCAAUUUUUCUUUUCUUUUCAUACUCUCUUUUGAGUUUUUGUUUUUCCAGGCAGUUCAAGGUGUCCACACCUUUUUAUCCUCGUGCUUUUCAUGCCUUGGAUUUAGUGUAAACGAAGUCACAAAGGAGAUCGUCGUGACUCAUGUUUGUAACGAAGUGUUUGCUUCAAAGAGUUUUGUUUCUUCUUAUAGAAAACAUUUCAUCCUAAAACAUUUAUAUUUCAUGUAUCAUUAAACUGUAAAUCUGCACA